AUGGCUGCGCCGCGCGCCGCGUCCCCGCGCCGCCCGCUGCGGCUCCGGCUCCGGCCGCCGCUGCUGCCGCUGCUGCUGCUGCUGCUGCUGCCCGCGCCGAGCCAGGGUCUGGGCCGCGCUGCUGAACUGGCGUUUACUGUGGAACCUAGCGAUGAUGUUGGGGUCCCUGGGCAGCCCAUAGUGCUGGGCUGUAAAGUGGAAGGGACCCCUCCAGUGAGAGUCACCUGGAGGAAGAAUGGCGCUGAGUUGCCAGACAACUCCCACACCACCCUGCUGGCCAAUGGGUCUUUGCUGAUCCAUCACUUCCGGCUGGAGCGGGGAGCUAGCCCUUCAGACGAGGGCGACUAUGAAUGUGUGGCACAGAACCGCUUUGGGCUGGUGGUCAGCCGGAAGGCUCGAAUCCAGGCUGCAACCAUGUCUGAUUUCCAUGUGCACCCCCAGGCCACUGUGGGUGAGGAGGGGGGCGUGGCCCGCUUCCAGUGCCAAAUCCAUGGGCUUCCCAAGCCCCUGAUCACGUGGGAGAAGAACAGAGUCCCCAUUGACACAGACAAUGAGAGGUACACGUUGCUACCUAAAGGGGUCCUGCAGAUCACAGGACUUCGGGCAGAGGACAGUGGGGUCUUCCACUGCGUGGCCUCAAAUAUAGCCAGUGUCCGGGUCAGCCACGGGGCCAGGCUCACUGUGUCAGGCUCAGGCUCUGGGGCCUACAAGGAGCCGAUGAUCCUCGUGGGGCCUGAGAACCUCACCCUGACCGUGCACCAGACUGCCGUGCUGGAGUGUGUCGCCACGGGCAACCCAAGACCCAUUGUGUCCUGGAGCCGCCUGGAUGGCCGCCCCAUUGGGGUGGAAGGUAUUGAGGUGCUGGGCACUGGAAACUUGAUCAUCUCAGAUGUGUCCGUCCAGCACUCAGGUGUCUACGUCUGUGCUGCCAACAGGCCUGGCACCCGGGUGAGGCGCACAGCACAGGGCCGGCUGGUGGUGCAAGCACCGGCUGAGUUUGUGCAGCAUCCACAGUCAAUAUCCAGGCCAGCGGGGACCACAGCCAUGUUCACCUGCCAGGCCCAGGGCGAGCCCCCCCCCCAUGUCACGUGGCUGAAGAACGGACAGGUGCUGGGGGCAGGCGGCCAUGUCAGGCUCAAGAACAAUAACAGCACACUGACCAUUUCCGGAAUCGGUCCUGAAGACGAGGCCAUCUAUCAAUGCGUGGCUGAGAACAGUGCGGGCUCCUCUCAGGCCAGCGCCAGGCUGACCGUGCUGUGGGCCGAGGGGCUGCCCGGGCCCCCUCGCAAUGUCCGGGCUGUCUCGGUAUCAUCCACUGAGGUCCGGGUGUCCUGGAGCGAGCCACUGGCCAACACCAAAGAGAUCAUCGGCUACGUCCUGCACAUCAGGAAAGCUGCAGAUCCUCCCCAGCUAGAGUAUCAGGAAGCCGUGAGCAAGAGCACCUUCCAGCACCUGGUGAGCGACCUAGAACCUUCCACGGCCUACACCUUCUACAUCAAGGCCUACACGCCAAGAGGGGCCAGCUUAGCCUCUGUCCCCACCCUAGCGAGCACCCUGGGGGAAGCCCCUGCCCCACCCCCACUGUCCGUGCGCGUGCUGAGCGGCAACUCCCUGCAGUUGCUCUGGGAACCCUGGCCCAGGCUGGUCCAGCGUGAGGGUGGCUUUAAACUGUUUUACCGCCCAGCCAGCAGGGGCUCCUUCACCGGCCCCAUCCUGCUGCCAGGGACAGCCUCCUCUUACAACCUCAGCCAGCUGGACCCCAGUACGGUGUAUGAGGUGAAACUGCUUGCCUAUAACCAGCAUGGAGAGGGUAAUGCCACCGUCCGCUUCGUGUCUUUGAGAGGAGCAUCUGAGAGGACUGCCCUGAGCCCGCCCUGUGACUGCCGGAAGGAAGAAGCCACCAAUCAGACAUCGACCACGGGCAUCGUCAUCGGCAUCCACAUCGGGGUCACGUGUAUCAUCUUCUGUGUUCUCUUCCUCUUGUUUGGCCAAAGGGGCAGGGUCCUCUUGUGUAAGGAUGUGGAAAACCAGCUCUCUCCCCCGCAAGGUCCCCGCAGCCAGAGGGACCUGGCCCUGAAUGGAGGGAGACAGGGAGAGAGGAGCCAGCUGGGCGGCGAGGAAAAGCACAUGGAUGCCAAGGAGUUGGAGCAACUGUUCCCUCCAGCCAUGGUCGGGGGGCAGCCUGGGCCUCGGCCUCUGGAUCCUGCAGCCCCUGCCCUGUGUGAGGAGUCUCAGUUCUCCGUGGGGUCACUUCACAGCUUCAGCCUUGUGGAUGGGAGGACACCAGAAGCCAGGACCCCCUGUACAGACCCCGAGACUGCUCCACCACCCCAGAACCCAGGCCGGGGCCUCCUCCAGGAAGGACAGACCGCUGGCCUUCCCUAG
Molecule: messenger RNA, 2385 nt
Organism: Dipodomys spectabilis (banner-tailed kangaroo rat)
Lineage: Eukaryota; Metazoa; Chordata; Mammalia; Rodentia; Heteromyidae
Gene: Igdcc3
Product: immunoglobulin superfamily DCC subclass member 3
Exons: 14
Coding region: 1-2385 (794 amino acids)
Biological process (GO): cell-cell adhesion; axon guidance
Cellular component (GO): plasma membrane; axon
Molecular function (GO): protein binding
Source: RefSeq, a predicted model, not a curated record